GCGGGCAUCAAGAAAACUGAAUAUGACGAGAAAGAGCUCGGUAGGCAAUGCUGGCAUCGCUUGAUGAUGACGGUCAGAUCACAAGACAGGCAAGACAGGCUCGGUGACCUUCAGAUUGGCCUGGCAUCACCCGACCGUUCUUCAAGCUAGCCACCAGCAUACAUUAGACGACCAGCUUUCGUGGUCACGGCCCUGCCGCUCGACGUUGGAAAUAUUCCUUUUGUUAUCUUAUCGUCGUUCUCCCACCGUCUCUCCGGCAUCUUACUCAACAAGUCAUCCAUUGUGCGGCCAUCCUUGAAUGUCGAAUACGCCCCCUACGUCCAGAACCACCAAGUUCUACCAGCAGGAUAUAGUUAAACGAAACUUGUCCCCCCAUUCUUUUGGUAUCGUUCUCAGAUGCUGGCAUGACGCUGAGGACAUUCCCUCAUCAACGGAUGAUCCAUUGAUGAGACCGCUCGAGCGUGGCGAAGUCGGUGUGACCUUUCUAUCUGAGGGCAGCGCACGAGAAAUACUCCCUGAAUCGGAAUUAACUCUGGUGGAUCGUACUCUCCAGCCCGGUGAUUACUGCAAACGGAGUAUCGACGACGUCCACUCCGGUGUGGUGACAAACAUCCGUGUCAGGGGCCGUCUUGAGCAUGUUAUAAGCGGCGAACCCGUGGAAGGAUGGCGGAAUUCUGACCAGGUUGUGCCGGCGAUGGAAGCAGAGAUUGGCGACUAUGUUGUUUAUGAUGAUUGGGUUGGACAGAUUGUAGAGCUGUACGACGAAAAUAUCAUCGAGGUUUCGAACGGCCAGCUCGUUAGACUGCCGGAAUUUAGCACUCGACUUGCUAUCGGACAGAAGGGUUCCGAUAUACUCCCGUCCAGCAGCAUGCAAAACUUGAUCGGAUUCUUUAUGGGAAGCAAUAGAACUGACCAUAGCGUUGACACUGUCGUUGCCGUGAAACACACCGUUUAUGCUGUAGCUUGGCUGGCUGUAAACCAAACGUUGGCGCCUAGCGUGGCAGAGAACCAUUCACGCCCUCAACGAUUUUGGUAUGGCAAGGAUAUCUCCAAGCUUACUUUGAUACGUGGUCGAUCGGAUUUCCAGAUACGUACUGGAGACAAGGUAAACCUUGUCGAGAGAACUGGGCAUCCCGUUACAAUUCAUGGACGGAGCAUGCAGGGCGUCCCUCCCAUCCAUGUAGAGACGCUCACCGUUGCAGAAACAGAAACUACUGUUGACAUUCUGUGGCAAGAUGGCACCACGGAAACAUUAAAAUCCGUAGACCUCAUUCCUUAUCUAAAUACUGAUGAAUAUGACUGCUGGCCCGGUGAUCACGUUUUAUGGCGUGGUGAAGACCAGAAACGCCCAGCUAUCGUGCAGUCUGUUGACGCUGCCCAUAGGACAGCUUCUAUCCUCUAUCCCGAUUCCGGAAAUGUUGAGCUUGCGUCAUUAUUAGAACUCGACGCUCACGGUGUGUCUGACGUUGAACCUCAAUUUGGGACUGAGGGGCUCGGUGUCCGCCUUGGGGAUUUCGUUUUCAUACAUCGAGAGGGAUCUACUAAUGGCUACGACCCCCCUAGAAUACCACGCAUAGGCGAACUCGAAGCUUGGGCGAGAGAAGGGCCUUUCUACCCUGGUCACAUUGAGGGAUGGCGAAAGGAAAUGGCUGAACUAGGAAACAACGUUGCAAAGAAACGCGGAACUGAAGGAGCCUUUCAAGAUGGCAACAUGACGCAACCCUGGACAAGCGACUGCAACCUGUUUUGGAUUGGAGAAGUUACGAAGCUUCGACUUGAUGGUCAAAUUGAAGUUUCUCACCCCGAAGGAUCAGUCCACGUAUAUCCCUUACAGCGCCUUACGAGGCUUUAUGAUAGCAUCGAGCAACUUGAAGACGAUCCUUGGGGUGAUGAACAUAGCCAUGAACAUGAGCACUUUGAGGGUUCUGGGUACUGGCCUGAUGAAAACGGCAUAUGGCACCAAAGUGACAUGGACGAAAACAUGGACGGAUGGGAGGACAUCGAGGAGAUCGGCGAUGCUAUGGAUGUGGAUAUAUGGCAUCAUGAAGAAGAUACUCCAAGGGUUUCUGGUUCUCCGAGUCCGUCAAUAAUCGACCAAUUUCCAACACCACCGACGGCGGAAGUGGAUGCCGAAUCGGAUACGACCUCUGUCAACCCAGUUGUGGAUCCUCUGAAGAUUCCGAAGGAUGAUACUCCUAUGAACGAGGAGAAUGAUGAUUUCCCUUGGAAGCGAUUUGAUAUUCUACCGUCUGCGCCCCAUGACCAUGCAUACUAUGCCUCCCUUCCUGCGCAACCCUCAAAAUCUUUCCUCUCUCGCCUUCAACGAGAGUAUCGCAUUUUGCAAUCCAGCCUGCCUGAGUCGAUCAUUAUACGCACCUACGAGGACCGGGCUGAUCUUCUGCGCUCGCUCAUCAUUGGUCCGAAUAACACUCCAUACGAGGAUGCACCUUUCGUUAUUGACUGGAUGCUUCCUGCAACCUUUCCUAGCAGUCCGCCCAUUGGGCAUUUUCUCAGUUGGACAAAUGGCAACGGUCGAGGUAAUCCAAAUUUGUACGAGGAGGGCAAAGUUUGUUUAUCAAUAUUGGGAACUUGGGCUGGUGAUCAAAACGAGACAUGGAGUGCUAGUCGAUCAUCUCUCUUGCAAGCUUUCGUGAGUAUACAAGGUCUAGUGCUCGUGAAGGAACCUUGGUUCUGUGAGCCUGCAUACGAGAAGCUGCGCGGUACGGAGGAAGGCAUUGUCAACAGCCGGUUAUAUAGCGAAAAGGCGUACGUUCUUUCUCGUGGCUUUGUACGCCGAGCUUUGGAGAUCCCUCUUGGUGGUUUGGAGAAAGAAAUCAGUUGGUUAUACUAUACUAAUCACCGACUAGAAAAGGUGGUCUGUGAUUGUCGAGAUUUGGUAGAAAAAAGCCGGCGAGAGACUGAUCUCACUGAGGGAGAAAAAGAUCUUGCUAUCCCGAGGCUGACUGCUGGGGGGAUUAUAGCUGUAGAGCGGACGCUAAUGAAACUUCAAGUGUUGCUGGAUUCGUCCCCUCCUUCGCUAUCGACAUAACUCAUGUUUUAUGUAUCGGCAUACAAAUAAUGUAACCUGA
This is a messenger RNA of Guyanagaster necrorhizus, 3089 nucleotides long. RefSeq lists its product as uncharacterized. The transcript is spliced from 15 exons. The coding region runs from base 299 to 3049 and encodes 916 amino acids. Lineage: Eukaryota; Fungi; Basidiomycota; Agaricomycetes; Agaricales; Physalacriaceae. The record is from RefSeq and is a predicted model, not a curated record. Gene Ontology annotation, molecular function: ubiquitin conjugating enzyme activity.